CUCUGAGCCACACAGCGAGCGAUCCCAGCGAAGCCCAUGGGUCACGACAAGCGCGACUCCCAGUGAGAGUGUGGAUAGUGAGCUGCGCUGCUCCAUCUGCCUGGGCACGUUCGUCUGCCCCUCCACGCUGAACUGCAGCCACGCGUUCUGCCUGCGGUGCCUGGAGGCCGCCUGGGAGACGGCGAGCGGCUUCAGCUGCCCGCAGUGCCGAGCAACCUUCCCUGUGCGACCCCAGCUGAAGAGGAACGUGGCCCUCGCCAACUUGGCGGAGCGGCUCAGAGUUGGAGACGGGAUGGCCACGGCCGUCGUGUGCGACAACUGCCGUGGCGGCCAGACCCCUGCAGUGAAUACCUGCCUGAGAUGUGGUAUAUCCUUCUGUGCGACGCACUUGAGGCCUCACGUGGACAAUCCCAGGCUGAGUAACCACGUCCUGGUGGCUCCCAUCGCGAACCUGGCGGAGCGACAGUGCCAGACGCACAGAAAGGAGCUGGAAUUCUACUGCACAGUAGACAGCAGACUGGUCUGCUCAAAUUGCACCAUCGCAGGUGAACACACAGGACACAUGGUCCUGAUGCUGCAGGAGGAGCAGGAGACACGGAAGAAGGCGCUCAGACGCGAGAUGAGGAAGAGAGAGAAGAAGAAGACUGCGGCAGAAUCACGGACACAGCAGCUCAGGGGCGCCUACAAUCGCGUGCAGGAGUCUCUGCCUGGGACCAAGGCGCGGAUCAGCCGAGAGUUUGAGCGCCGGAGGGAGCAGCUGAGGCAGGAGGAGAGGGAGGCGCUGAAGCGCGUGGACGAGGAGGGCCGCUCUGUGCUGUCCCGCAUCCGGGCGGACAUCGCUCACUACGAGAUCAGAGCACACGACUUGGAGCGGGAGAUCAACCAGUUGCUCGCCGCACUCGCCGUGCAGGACCCUUUCACAUUCCUGCAGGAUCCCCUGCAUGAGAGUCUCAGGAGGAGCUGCAUCUCCCAGGAGACUCAGGAUGACCCAGCCCCCGGCUCCCACAGUUUGAACCUCGCAAAAGUCAUCUCAGUGGGCGGCGUCCAAACUAAACUUCUGCCAUUUCUCGAUGGACGCUCGCCGACUCUGGACACGAACUCAGCCCACGACCGCCUCCAGAUUUCCUCGGAUCUCAGGACGGUGACGUGGAGCAGGCACCCCCAGAGUCGCCCCGAUCACCCACACCGCUUUGAUGGCUGGCGACAAGCCCUGUGCUCUGAGAGCUUCUCGUCGGGUCAGCACUACUGGGAGGUGGACGUGGGGAGCUCGUGGUCGUGUGAUGUUGGAGUCGCGUACGGGAUGAUCCCACGGAGAGGGGGUGGUGAUAAGUGCGGCCUGGGAGGGAGUGACGUCUCGUGGUGUCUACGUAAAUAUGGCGAAAGCUUCUCAGUGUGGCAUGGCGGGGUAGAGACGUCACUGUCGGUGAGGGAGCCUCUGCGGAGAGUCGGGGUUCACCUGGACUGGGACGCGGGGCUGCUGUCGUUUUACAGCGCCGACUCCAUGGCGCCGUUGCACUCGUUUUAUAAAACUUUCACUCAGCCCCUACAUCCUGUGCUGGGAGUGGGGCUGGGAGUGGGGUGGUUGGGGUUUGUGAUUUCGUACUAUACAUUUGGUGAGUCAGUGAGGAUCGUGGAUCUGAGUGGUGCGUCCUGAGGGAGGUGAACGCGAACAGCGCAGAGGGCAAACGCCACGACGCACGGCGCUCGCCACCCUCGUCACCAUCACUCGACUGGCUUGGUGGCUGCCCGUCAGAAAGGGGGGGAGGGGGGUCUGAGCGUAAACAAUCAUCACAACCUUUUUAGGGGGGAGGGGGGGGUUGAUAAAAUAAGUACUGCUCUGUGUGUGUGUGAAGCCAACGUGGAUGUAUUCACCCUGCCAGAGGAGUGUGACUGUAGUGUAGAGGAGCAGUGAUUAUCAAUGGUGAACUGGGAUGUGUUUAUACACUGGAGGGUGUAAUUGAUAGUGGUGCAGUGAUUAGCAAUGGUAAACU
Lethenteron reissneri (Far Eastern brook lamprey) is the source of this 1991-nucleotide messenger RNA. Its product is annotated as E3 ubiquitin/ISG15 ligase TRIM25-like. The record is from RefSeq and is a predicted model, not a curated record. Gene Ontology annotation, molecular function: protein binding; zinc ion binding. Lineage: Eukaryota; Metazoa; Chordata; Hyperoartia; Petromyzontiformes; Petromyzontidae.